AUGCUGAGCAACGGAACGGCACGUCCUUCUGAGAGCUCCUGGGCAUCUCCUUUACAUAUGGCUCCCAAAAAAGGCAAUGGGUGGCGCCCCUGCGGAGACUACAGGCUACUCAACGCACGCACCAUACCAGAUAAGUACCCAAUCAGACACAUUCAUGAUUUUUCGCACAACAUAUCAGGAUGCACCGUAUUCUCGACUAUCGACCUUGUCAAAGCGUACAACCAGAUCCCCGUCUUUGAGGAGGACAUCCAGAAAACGGCAAUCACCACACCGUUUGGUUUGUACGAGUUCCCAUGCAUGACCUUCGGACUCCGGAACUCCGCACAAACGUUCCAAAGGUUUGUAGAUGAAAUUACUAGAGGACUGGAUUUCUGUUACUGUUACUUAGAUGACUUCUUAGUAUUUUCUGGAAGUGCUACUGAGCACGAACAUCACCUCAAUAUUCUCUUUGGCCGAAUGAAGCAGUACGGAGUACUGGUGAACACCUCUAAGUGUGUAUUUGGUUCAUCACAGGUACAGUUUCUGGGGUACCACAUUUCAGCUGCAGGUACUAAGCCACUGGAGUCAAAAGUUCAAGCCAUUAAAGAAUUCCCUAAGCCCCGAACAGUCAAAGCGCUCAGACGUUAUUUGGGCAUGCUUAAUUUCUAUAGGCGGUUCUUACCAGAAGCCGCAAAAAUUCAAGCACCCUUAAACGCCUUAUUAACUGGUUCGGUGAAGGCUUCACAAGCUAUAGACCUGACAGGCGACGCUCUAACAGCUUUUGAGCAGUCCAAGGACAGUCUUUGCAAUGCUGCCCUAUUAGCACAUCCCGAUUGCCAAGCCAAAUUAGCUCUGGUAACGGAUGCAUCAGACUUAGCAUUGGGUGCUGUACUGCAACAGUACAAAAAUGAUGCCUGGCAGCCAUUAGCAUUUUUUUCGCGAAAGCUUAGCCCAGCACAACAGAAGUACUCACCCUACGACCGUGAGUUGCUGGCUAUAUAUGAAGGCAUUAAGUAUUUUCGCCACAUGCUCGAGGCACGCCACUUCACAGUCUAUACUGACCAUAGGCCUUUAUGUUAUGCAUUCCAUGUAAGGAAAAGUAACUGUUCGCCGCGUCAGUAUAGACAUCUAGAUUUUGUGUCUCAAUUUACAAGCGACAUUCAGCACAUAUCCGGCAAGGAUAAUAUCGUUGCUGAUACUCUGUCGCGCGUGGAUGAAAUACAACAGCCGGUGGAUUUUAAAGAGCUCGCAAAAACUCAGUCCACAGAUUCUGAGCUAUCACAGCUUCUAGGCGAUGAAUCAUCACUUCGCAUUAUUAAAGUUAAAGAGCCCGACAGCAAAGUCGAAAUUUUUUGCGACAUAAGUCUAGGCAUACCAAGACCUUUCGUUCCCAAAAGUUUUCGAAAAGCUAUUUUUGACAGUCUACAUUCUUUAAGUCACCCUGGUGCAAACGCUACUGCUAAGCUGGUAGCACAGCGAUUCGUUUGGCCAGGAGUCAGAAAAGACUGCCGAGAAUGGUCUCGUACGUGCUUAGCCUGCCAGCGCUCUAAGGUAAACCGCCAUGUGUCAGCACCUUUAGGCACAUACGAUUUACCACGAGCCAGGUUUUCCUAUGUGCAUAUCGAUCUUAUUGGUCCACUCCCAUACUCGAAUAAUUUCCGCUACUGCUUAACAGCAGUUGACCGUUUCACGAGAUGGGCAGAAGUUAUGCCCAUAGCGGAUAUUACAGCCGAAACUGUAGCGAAGGCACUCCUAUCAGGUUGGAUCGCCAGAUUUGGUUGUCCAACUGACAUAGUGACGGACCGUGGACGGCAGUUCGAAUCCCAUUUAUUUAAUUAUCUAUCGAAAAUAAUCGGAUUCAAACACCGCAGAACCACAGCUUACCAUCCCGCUUCUAAUGGCCUAGUGGAAAGAUUCCACCGACAGCUGAAGACAGCUAUUACAUGUCACGCUGAUAGCAACUGGACGGAAUCUUUACCUCUAGUACUAUUGGGCAUCAGAAGCGCAUUUAAAGCUGAUCUGCAGUGUUCCUCAGCAGAACUCGUCUACGGCGAGCCUUUAAGACUCCCAGGCAAAUUUUUCGAAAGCACAGUAAGCACCACAACUGACAUUACGGAUUUUACUGCACGAAUUCGUUCAGUUUGUGAGAAACUGCAGCCUCGUCCCGCAUCACGGCAUAAUAAAAAUAAAAUAUUUAUAUAUAAGGAUCUCGCUAAUUCCAGCCACGUAUUCCUUAGGGAAGACCGGCUGAAAAGCACCUUCCAUCCUGCAUAUUCCGGUCCACAUGAAGUGACCGAAAGAGGUGAUAAAGUAUUUAAGAUCAUCGUUAAAGGUAAGCAGAUAACAGUUUCUAUAGACCGUCUGAAACCGGCCUAUAUGCUGAACACCGAUCCGCCUUACGACGUCUCUCCUGAUUGCAGCCCCAAAGUCAUGGACGGCAGUUUAGAAAACCGGAAAACUACAAGGGCCGGUAGGCAUGUCAGAUUUCCUGAUUUUUAUCGACCGUAG
Molecule: messenger RNA, 2487 nt
Organism: Parnassius mnemosyne (clouded apollo)
Lineage: Eukaryota; Metazoa; Arthropoda; Insecta; Lepidoptera; Papilionidae
Source: the annotation of a GenBank genome assembly